Molecule: messenger RNA, 1850 nt
Organism: Gadus macrocephalus (Pacific cod)
Lineage: Eukaryota; Metazoa; Chordata; Actinopteri; Gadiformes; Gadidae
Product: protein Hook homolog 1-like
Exons: 9
Coding region: 66-1160 (364 amino acids)
Biological process (GO): cytoplasmic microtubule organization; cytoskeleton-dependent intracellular transport
Cellular component (GO): cytoplasm; centrosome
Molecular function (GO): dynein light intermediate chain binding; microtubule binding
Source: RefSeq, a predicted model, not a curated record
CCUUCAGGUGUGUGUGUGUGUGUGUUUUAUAGUGAACAUGCUGCUGUAGAUGUUCACCCACGUAUAUGAUGAGUAGAAGAUUAAGUGUCUUUAUCUGCGUGUGUGUGUGCGCCCGUGUGUGUGCGUGCAUGCCCAUGUGGUUCAGAUUGGAGGCUGCUAAGGAUGACUACCGGAUCCACUGUGAGGAGCUAGAGAAGCAGCUGAUCGAGGUGCAGCACUGCAACGACGGGCUCACCGGCCUGGCGGAGGAGUCUCGAGCCCUCAAGGAUGAGCUGGACAUCCUCAGGUCCGUCCCCUCUCUAGCCUCUGUCCACAGUUAUUAUCACAUACUUUAUCAUUUUUGUGCGUGUGCUUUUGAGAACCGUGUUUUAUUUUGGCCCGCCGGCAGAGAGAAGUUCAUCCGCCUACAGCACGAGAACAAGAUGCUGCGGCUGCAGCAGGAGGAGUUUGAGAGGGAGAAGAUCAGCGAUCUGCAGACCCAGCUGGAGGAGUCCCACCGCACACGUAGCGAGCUGGACACCGACAACAGGCUGAGCCGUGAGAGGAUGGCUGAGCUGCAGCAGCAGGGGGAGGACCUCCAGAAGGCUCUGCAGAGCCAGGCGGCCCAGCCCGACGACUCCAACCUGAAGAGGAAACUUGACGCCCACAUGGUGCAGCUGAACGAGGCUCAGGAUGAGAUCAUGAAGAAGGAGCUGUUGGAGGACCUCCAGCCCGACAACACUCAGACCUCGUUGAGGCUGGACGAGCUGAUGGCCGCCCUGAAGAAGAAGGACGAUGACAUGAAGGCCAUGGAAGAACGCUACAAGAUGUACCUGGAGAAGGCACGCAAUGUGAUCCGAGCCCUGGAUCCCAAACUGAACCCGGCCACCGCAGAGAUCCAGGCCCUAAAGAGCCUGGUACUAGACCGGGACAGUCAUACCUCCAGGGUGGAGCGGGAGUGUGAGCAGGCCAAGCUGAGGGAGUACGAGGAGAAGCUCAUUGUCAUGGCCUGGUAUAAUAAGAGUCUGAGCUUCCAUAAGCUGGCCAUGCAGGCUCGCCUGGGGGACCGUUCCGCCUCCUCGCUGCCCCUGGGUCCGUCCUUCCUGUCCCAGCAGCGCCAGGUCACCAACGCCACACGCAGGAUUCUGCCAGUCAACAUGCCCGCCUCCACUACCAAGUAGACCCGAGCCUCCCAACCUGCCACUGUUCGGUCAUCGAUCCACUCCCUUGUAAUCGACAAGCACACAUAGAAGCAAGCAAACACUUAAGUGGCCUUAUACCUUUUUAAGAGCUGCUCAUGUCGGCCAUCCCUCCAAUGGCUGAUGGUCUAUUGCUUGAAUGAAGCUCCGCCUCUGAGGUCGUCGUGUGCGUUUCAAACUGUUCCACUGGACACUGGCUGGGGGGGGGGGGGGGUUGAAUACAUGAAUGGACAUUGCAGAACUCGUGGGGCAUGUGCGUAAGUGCUCACCUUUCCAGAUUGCACUGAUAAACCAAUGCUCACUCCCUCAAUGACUUCUGACAUUUGAAUUGGGGUUAUUUACCAGAAGCUUCGGUAACCUGGGUAGUACUUGGUACUUUGUCAUGUAUAUUAGUAUAUACUUUGCUAUGUAUACUACUAGGUACAUGUAUUUUACUAGGUACUUUGCUAUGUAUACAACUAGGUACUUUAAUGUAUACUACUAGGUGCUUUGCUAUGUAUACUACUAGGCACUUAAUCUGACAAUCCCUUUCUUAGCUGCUUUCGACUUUCAUGGUCUUUAAUUGUUAGAAAGCGCAUGAAUGCAGAACCAUAUUAUAAACAAAUGCCUACUAUAUGAAUGUGAUCACAACUUUAAAAAUGAAGUUCAAUCUAAUGCCAGCUAAAGAUUAUU